CACACACAGAGAAACAGAUGAUCACAUUUCAGCUGUCUGAAAACAUUUGUAAUAGAUUUCUGUGACCUUAUUAAUUUUUUUUUGUGUGCGUGCUUGAGCUGGUCAAUAUAACAGAGAUGCAAACUCGAAAGGGCACAGCUGGAACAUUUGCAAAGAAACCAUUUAGGAGUUACCUACUGAAUUUUUAGGAGGAAGUAGAGAAGAAGCUUAAAGGUCAUAAUGAAAACCCUCCUGGGAAAACUUGUUGUGAUCUUUGGCGAGAUUAAAAAUCGCAUUACUGAAAUGUAGCCUGCAGCAUUGAACACGUUCAGCCAGCAUUGAACUGUUAACGGGUGAAAUAAGUGUGGCGAGUUCGGUCCUAAUUCUCAUAUGCCCCACAAAGCGGAAUAGCAAUGUGUGUCUUCUUUAUGGGUGCAAAAUGGGAAGGCAUCGUGCUAUUUAAAUGCCUUCUUAUUCAUCAGUAUUCCUCUUCAAUAUUGGGGUUCACCGCGCUGGAACUCCGCUGACGAGGGCUGCACCAUUUCAGGCCAUACUCAAAGCCAUCCUGUACAUACUGCUUGGCUGUCAUCUUAAACAAGGAAAAGGGAGGUCAAAGAGGCUGAACAUUUUGCCCAAGGGCCAGAGGCAGGUGUUGCAGCCCAUCUGGUUCCACAGCCCAUUUUGAGAAUCCUGACAUUGUACUGCCUCCCACAGGUGGAGAGUGCGUUCCACCUUUGUCCUAACUCCACCCAGUAGACCUGUAUCUCAAAACUUGACCUCCCACAAACCGACAUACUUUUCAUCUUGAGACAAUGGUCACUCUGUAGCCCUACUUGGCCUCAAAUUUACGAUCCUCUUGCCUUGGACUCUAAGUUCUAGGAUCAUAACAGGUCCCACCACAGUUUGCUCAGGUGACCCUUUUAUAAAUGCCAUCCCUAGCUCUCAGAUUUCGUUUCCUUUAGGAGGAGUGAAUCGUGAGGGGGGGAAUCGGGAAAUUUUCCUCAUCUGGCAUAAUAGAACCUCUCAGUUUGCAAAUGGAAUUCCCAUUCUGACCACUGCUACCUCAGCCAUUGCAACAUAAACAACCACGAAUGACCAAAUUAAAACCGCCAGGCUAAUCCAGGCCACUGGCUGGGUUUUAUGCAGCUCAACUCGCUAAGAAUGCUUUUCAAAGCUAUCGCUUUAAGUAGCUGGGAAUACCAAACUAUAAACCAUAGUGUGUGACGUAGAGAUCAAGUUGACCAGUAGUGAAUGGUUUGUGAAUGGUGGACCUGGAGUGAUGUGUCAAUAUAUGUCCAUCUCUUGUAAAAAGGGUACCGCUCUGAAGAGUUGGGAGGCUGUAUGUGGAGGUAGGGAGAGGUGAGAGAGAGAGAGAGAGAGAGAGAAAGAGAGAGAGAGAGAGAGAGAGAGAGAGAGUGUAUUUCAAGUUUAGUUCCAUUGGUCAGGUUUCCUGGGCCACACCUGUACCCAUUCAUUUAUAUAUUGCCUUUGGCUGUUUUUACAUUACAAGAGUUGAGCAGCUGAGACCUGAGAGGCAAGCCUGCAGUAUUUACCCUGUGGGGAGAAGUUUCCUGACUGUUCAUUUCAUUGCAUCUGGUGCUGACUAAAGCUCUUGGAUGAGAGCGUUGUUUCCAGCGUUAAACUCCCAGAAUCCUCUUCCUCUCUUACAUUUAGUAGCUGUGAGGCAUCUAACAUGUGCCUGGUCCUGUUAGCCCCUGUUUACCCACCCACUGGGAUUAUCCGCCCUGUAGGGAUCAGUUUAAGGGUAAAUGGGACUAGUAAGGUAAUGACUCACUUUGAGUUUGAAAUCUGCCUUCCUCUCAUGCUUUCCCCUUUAGAACCUGGAUGUGCUCUCGUCUGUGGUUGCCCACUUUUUUUAUGGGAAGGGUGAAUGGAAAAAGAAGUGAAAAGAGGGCGAGGCUGCUCCUGAGGGUGGAUGGUUUUAUUAUAGAAGUAAGGGAGGGUGCAGGCACAGCGGGAGGCGGAGACAUCCAGCAGAGUCUGGAGUUGGGCCCUGUGAGGAGAUGGGGGAGGGAGAGAGGGAAACCAGGAGCAAGGGCCAAGAGGUUCAAAUGGGUAAAAUGCUGGUGUUGCCAAAAUGGCUGGGUCACAUAGGCUAAGCAACUGGCGGAGGAGCAGCCCAGCAUAGUCCCUGGGCUGGAGAAGUUUAGGGUAGGGGGUGGGAGUGCCAUUCAGGAGGACUGCUGGGAAAACCUGGUGGCCGCAGGCACCUCAGCUGUUUGUCCUGAGUUUGAGACCUACCAGGAGGUACAUUUGUCUUCUCAGAAGCCAUCUGCUUACCCCGCCUUACCUCACAGGGCUCGGUCACUGUGUUCCUUGUUUCAGUUUUGCCGUCGAGCCUGUCCAUCUUGAUCAGAGUUAGUUCCAGGGAAGUAAGCAGUUGCUGGUCAGACCUGCAUCCUCCACAGUGCAAAGUGAGAAGCUCCUCCCUCAGCACCGCAAGGCAAGAACCCAUCAACACCAGAGUGCUGUCAACCGUCGAGAAAUUGAGUUUGGAUCUGGAGGGAGCUCAGCUGUGCCUGGAGCCAGCAGCAGCAGCAGCCGAGGUCCACAAGGCAGUGACUGUGAGCUUCCGGGCACUGCGUAGACACCUGGACAUUGAUGUCUGGGGAUUUGACAAGAUGCUUGGGGAAAGGAAGCUGUCCCCCAGGGCCGGUCCCUGAGGGUGUGAUCCGAAUCUACAGCAUGAGGUUCUGCCCCUACUCGCACAGGACACGCCUGGUCCUCAAGGCCAAAAGCAUCAGGCAUGAAAUCAUCAACAUUAACCUGAAAAACAAGCCUGAUUGGUACUAUACAAAACACCCUUUUGGCCAGGUUCCUGUCCUGGAGAACAGCCAAUGUCAGCUGAUCUAUGAAUCCGUCAUUGCGUGUGAGUACCUGGAUGACGUCUUCCCGGGAAGGAAGCUGUUUCCAUAUGACCCAUAUGAACGAGCUCGCCAGAAGAUGUUACUGGAGCUAUUCUGUAAGGUCCCACAGUUAAGCAAGGAGUGUCUGGUAGCGCUGAGAUGCGGGAGAGACUGUACGGAUCUGAAGGUUGCCCUGCGUCAGGAGUUGUGCAAUCUGGAAGAGAUUCUUGAAUAUCAGAACACUACCUUCUUCGGUGGAGACUCUAUAUCCAUGAUUGAUUACCUCGUCUGGCCCUGGUUUGAGCGACUGGAUGUAUAUGGAUUAGCUGACUGUGUGAAUCACACCCCAAUGUUGCGGCUCUGGAUAUCCUCCAUGAAGCAGGACCCCGCAGUGUGCGCUCUGCACAUUGAUAAGAACAUUUUCCUGGGCUUCUUGAAUCUCUAUUUCCAAAACAACCCUUGUGCCUUUGAUUUUGGGCUGUGUGGCCCAAUCGUACGGUAAUCCAGUCAUUGCCCAGGAUUCUCCUCAUAUCUGAUUCUGCAUCACGGGUCAUCUUGGAGUCAGUGUAUUUGUUUUUUUGUUUUUUUGUUUUUUUGAGGUCCCUAAUAAACAUGGACGUGUAAAAUAUA
This is a messenger RNA of Rattus rattus (black rat), 3476 nucleotides long. It is a transcript of the gene Gsto2, whose product is annotated as glutathione S-transferase omega 2. The coding region runs from base 2602 to 3348 and encodes 248 amino acids. The transcript has 7 exons. Gene Ontology annotation, cellular component: cytoplasm. Gene Ontology annotation, biological process: glutathione metabolic process; L-ascorbic acid metabolic process. Lineage: Eukaryota; Metazoa; Chordata; Mammalia; Rodentia; Muridae. The record is from RefSeq and is a predicted model, not a curated record. Gene Ontology annotation, molecular function: glutathione transferase activity; glutathione dehydrogenase (ascorbate) activity.